UUUCUCUUUCCUUGCAGAAAAUGAUGCACUUGAAAUCCCAGCUCAGUUACGGCUGCGCCUUGGCGCUUUUCAGCCUCUUCUUCAAUCUCUUCGUGCUGUCCAGCGCCGAGCUAGCCACGGCUCAAGGCGCUCCCAUCAGCAAUCUCUAUGACAAUUUGUUGCAGCGCGAGUACGCCGGACCCGUAGUCUUUCCCAAUCAUCAGGUGGAACGCAAGGCACAGCGUUCGCCCUCGUUGCGCCUGCGCUUCGGUCGCAGCGAUCCGGACAUGCUGAACAACAUUGUGGAGAAACGUUGGUUCGGCGACGUCAACCAGAAGCCCAUACGAUCGCCAUCGAUGCGCUUGCGCUUCGGGCGGCGCAGCGAUCCCAAUUUGCCGCAGAUGCGACGCACAGCCUACGACGAGCUGCUCGAGCGCGAGCUGACCCUCAACAAUCAGCAGCAGCUGCUGAAUCAGCCAGCCGCUGGCUACGAUGCCGAUCUCUCAGAGGACAACGAUGCGGGAUUCGAGCGUGCUGUGCGCAAGCCCCAACGCUUGCGCUGGGGACGCAGUAUAAUCACCAGCAUUCUGAAUCUGAGCAAUAAUCGUAUGAGUGAGGCGGAGCGUUUGCAAGCUAAAAUAGAACAACAGUUGCGGCAAGCGCCAGAAUUGGCCCGCAUGCUGCAGGCCCUGGUGCAGGAAUACGAGAACCCAGCCGGCGGACGUGCCCUUGAGUCGAGCGAAGAUCAGGACGAAGAGCAGGACGAGGACAAUGCGGAGUAUCAAUUUCAGCGCGAGUCUCGCAAGCCCAUGCGUUUGCGCUGGGGUCGCAGCACCGGCAAGGCGCCCGCCGAGCAGAAGCAAAUGCCUGCUGCUGUUGAGACAGCGUCCGUGGCGCCCAAGUUACAGAACUAAGUGAAUAAACAAAGGGAAAUGAACAAAGGACACUCUAAGCGACAACUAGGCGGAAAUGUAACAACACACACACACACACACACACACACACCCACACAUCAACACAAAUGCAAAUGGCAAACGAUUCGAAACACUCGGCUCAAAGACAGUUUUUGCAGGCAUUUACGGUAGGCGCAGGGAGCUAAAAACACGUUCUAAAGAAUACAAACAUAUAAACCACAUAUAAUACAUAUAUAUGUAUACCUUCAUAUACAUAUGAUAUAUGAAUGCAUAUACAUAUAUAUAUACAUAACCGAUUAUGUACGUGUGUACAUUCUAAUUUUGUGCA
Molecule: messenger RNA, 1221 nt
Organism: Drosophila navojoa
Lineage: Eukaryota; Metazoa; Arthropoda; Insecta; Diptera; Drosophilidae
Gene: sNPF
Product: short neuropeptide F precursor
Source: RefSeq, a predicted model, not a curated record